CUUUGCCCCGUCCGGCCGAGGAGACGUCCCGCUUGCGCGGCGGGGCGCGCUCCGCCCGUCCCCCCGCCAGCCCCCGGGGUCCGGCCGGCGGUGCCAGGCGGGGGACAUGGCGGGACGUGUCCACGGUGAGACCCUCGCUGUGCCGUGGGCUUGGGGAAACGAGCGCCGCAGUCCCGGCCGUCGUCUCCACCGCCGCGAGACAUCAUUCGCCGCAACAAGCGGCAGCCGGUUCCCACCGCGGCUCGGCCUUCGCACCGGCCCCGGUAAAGCCGCGGGGACGCUGCGCCCGUAGCUGAGCUGAAACGUCGGCCCGGGACUUCGUCGCAGCAGCGUCAAGGAGUUCCUCCGAGCGCGAGGCGUCGAGACGUCCCUCUCCCCCAGCAGCCGUGUGCGUACAGUGAUGAGGCGCGCAGGAGGCGCCGGGGACCGUUUGACAUCCUGCUAACCGGACUUCGCGGUGAACCCGUCGCAGCUGCGCGGCCCAAGAUGGGUCAGAGGGUCUUUUGCCUCGUUCGUUUUGAUGAGCUCGGUGCUCAAAAGUUGCCAGGCGGACGUUACCGAGCGAGUGAGCUUCGUAUACUCGCUUUCUUUGCCCGGGCCGCAGAUCCUGGUCGACACGUGGGGAAUACCAGCCCUCUUUUCCCCCAAACUUUCAGGAAUGUGGACAAGGCGAUGGAGCAAGGAGGAGCGCUUCUGCAAUGUGCCGGCGUUGAGAGAGACCCUUUGCGCAGCCAUGAGCUGCCUGGAAGUGUCCUGAGAAAUCAUCACAGUGAUUAGAGGAAUAAAUGGGAAGGGAAACCUCUCUUCGUCCCUCUCCGUCGCUCUCCCCUACUUCCCUGCCAGGGUAGCGGCCGCCGGAGGUGUUAUCUCUGCCGGUGCUCUGGACAGACACAUAAUCCCCUUCCGCUUGAAAACAGCCCCGUGGUCGCUGUGUCUUUUAACAGAGUCCCUGAAAAUUUUCGACCUUGCAAUCAGGGACAGGGACCCCUGAGUCUUGUUAAGAUGGCAAACACAAAAGCGUAAGCGAUUAAUUAGUCGGCGGUUGCGUUCCUCGAUUCUGCCGAAGAAGCGGCGAUUUGGGGCAAGUCGGAAGCGGCUCGGAUGCCAGCCAGGUUGGUGGGCAAGAGAGCGGCUUUCAGCAUCAUCACGGGGGGGGCUUUCAAAACCCAACACGACCGCUGUGAGUCGGGCAGGCAGUCGGAGCAUACAGCGUGGCCAGGGGCAGGAGCAGCUGCAUCUGGGAUAAACGCCAUCCUUGAUCUGGAGGUGGCCUUUCAUACCUCGGGGCCAUGCUGUUGGCUUCCUUCUGCCAAGCUGACGGUACAAUUUUAAGUGUCGGACCACAGCUUUCGCCUUCAAGAGAAAUCAUCUUCCGUUGGAUGGCGACGACUGCAGUCCGCAACAUUUCUUCCCUUCUGGAGCCGUUGCAGCCUGGUCUCGCUUCCUAGCCCGUCGCUUUGCCCUGCCUGGCUUGGCCUCACCACGGCCACCCAUUAAUGUAUGGGAUGUGUCAUCGUGGUGCUUCACGUGCAACAUGGUCGAAGCGGAGGUCUGAGAGCAGGUUGCUGGCUCUGCCUGGUCCUUCUGGUCCCUUCUCUGUCCAAAUAUGCCGUCACCUUUAGAUUGGUCUUCAUCGCUGCCGUCUUCAUGGUGAUUUUCAACCUGGGCCAGCUUCCCUUUCCCCUUGAUGUCAUGCUGCUUCUCAGUUUUGAGUCUUUCCCCAUCCUCGCUGAUCUGAAGGUGUCCAUGAUGGGUUUGCAUCAUUAAUAUAAGCUCAUUUUACUCUUUAUUUCACUGCAUGGUCUUCACUGACAUGUUUCCCAAUCAAUUUGUCCACACCUGACGAUUAUACUCAGUCCUUAGUUACAACAGCAGCCUUCCUCUUUGAGUCGUGUUGGACACGUUUCCUUGCUGGCCUCCCAACAGCGCAGUGAGGGAGGUACAGUCCACGGGCAAGUUGUUGCCUCAGGGAACGGGAGACAGAUCGGGCAAGUCGCUCGCGGCUGCAGAACGUGAGGUUGGACCCUGCCGUCCUCAUGCAGCCAGGGCUGCUUACUCCGCAGACCUUGAUUUAUAGAGUAUUUUUAUACUUUGUUGCAUCCCGUUGGUCCCCAACGAAGGGACAGUUCCUCUUCUCUUGGGUAUAAGCCAUCUCCUCCGUGCUAAAGCACUGAAACGGGGUACCUAGAGAGGUGGUGGACUCUCCAUCCUUGGAGGUUUUGAAGACCCAGCUAGACAAAGCCUUGGCUGGGAUAGUCUAGUUGGGGCUGGUCCUGCUUGGAGCAGGGGGUUGGACCAGAUGUGACCUCCCGAUGUCCCUUCAACCCUCAUUUUCUGUGAUUGUAUGCUAAAAUCUAGGUAUGACUCCAAAAUAAAGCCUCUCCUAAGCCUUGCCAUCUCUUUUCUUCUUUUAUCCUGCCAUAAACCCCUCCUUUCUAGCACAUGCAGCUUCUGGGCUGGCUCCACAAGCCGACAGCGUGGUCUCUAGUGGGGCUGCAUCGUUGCUUUAUAAUCAGACACUGGGGGAUGGCGAAUUGCAAUACACCUUGCCUGCUCCACUGGAGACUCCAGACAUUUUUUUGUUGUCGCUGUUCCUCAUAGAUGAAGGAAAGAAACCCAAGGAUGCUUCAAACUCGUAUGUCGGUACCUCCUGCUGUAGCCUAGGCCAUCAGUCGUAAAAAUAACAGUGAUUUUUAUUUCUGCAGUCUUCGGGGAACCUGGCAGGCACGUUUUUAAGACUGUUGUUCGAAGGCAGGAGUCCGAGUCCUGGUCAGAAAGUCCCGUGAGACUGCGAACAUCCAUUUUGCUUUAUCCAUGGUGGGAUUUUUGUCUCCUUUUGAUUUUUAACCUUUACUUUCUUAUCUUACUCUGGCAUGAGUUACUGGAUGGUGGUAAGUCCCAUUCUGUGACGAGGAGUCAGCGCAGCUCGGUUCUUCAAAAGAUCCGGGUCUUAAUAUGUGCUAAUUAAAAGAGAACGCUGCCACUUUUGGAGCCGCCGCUGCAAUUAUCUUCCACACUAGGGUGCCUUCAGUCCACAGGACUGGGGCAGGAGUUGUUAUCCACUUGCUCCCUCCUUUGACUGAACUCAAGUCAACAGCAUGUCCACGUGCGUCAAGCCGAGGAGCAGCAGAUGGUCUGGAUUGUCAUCCAGACUGCAGCUCCUGUCGCUGCCUGAACUUCCGAUUGAGCGUUGGGCGCCAGAAAGCAGGUGCCCACGCUUUUAUCCACCUGUCCCAUCUUGUUCCCAUCCCGCGUUUGCCGCUUGCAGUCGCAUCAAAUUUCCUUGUGGCCUGCUCAGCUGUUAAAGCAGCUCUUGAUCGUCCUGGGGCUUUUCAAGGCAGAUAGUUUUAAAUUCCACCUCCCCUGCCGGGAUCAGAGUGGACAGAAUCGCCACCUUAAAAUAAAAUGUACCGUUUGUCUUUAGAGUAAUUUUGUAGCAGCCAAAAAUCAUCCUCUUGGAGGGCAGGGUAUGUCCUGAGGAUUUGGGGUCUUAACUUCUGAGAGCAUGGAGGUUGGUGUGAUGGAGGCAGUUCCUCUAAGGGGAAGCUGGUCUAGAUGGAGGAGAGAAAGCCUUAAAGGUCCAUGAGAUAUAUGUACAGUGGGUCCCUCUUCUGCCCACGGCAGCCCUUUCGACUGCCCUUUGCAACUUGUGUCUUUUGGGUUUUAAUUUAAAUGAAUUGCAUGCAGGAGCUGGCAGCGCAUUGUGUUGUUGCAAAGGGAUUUCUUAUCCAACUUCUUUUCUCUUUGAAGGCCUCGGUCGGCAGGCAGAGUCCACGGGUGGUGCCGUACCCAGCCCACAACCUAUGUCCCGGAGAGCCUGGCCUCCAGACUGCAGCAGUUGUGUCCAUGGGCUCAGCUGACCACCGAUUCAACCUUGCCGAGAUCCUUUCACAGAACUAUGGUGUACGAGAAGAGAGGGAUGAGGAAGAAGAUACACAGGAGAAAGAGAAGUCUUUAGAGGAGCUGGAAAAGAGCUUCAGCCCCUCUCAGGUACACACUGCAAGGGAGGAGAAGGGGACUUGUCUGCCAACUGUUUUGUCCUCCUUGACAGUAUUGAAAGCACAGAGCUCCACUGAGGGACAUGAACCAGCACUGGUGGAUCCACUGGAGAGCAGUGAAAUGCCAUUCGAGGAGCUGCUUGCACUUUAUGGCUAUGAGGCAUCUGAUCCCAUCUCGGAGCAGGACAGCGAGAGCAAUGGGAUCUCUCCUCACCUGCCAGACAUGACCCUCGAUAAGGAACAAAUAGCGAAGGAUUUGCUUUCAGGGGAAGAAGAGGAGGAGACGCAGUCCUCGGCCGACGACCUGACUCCAUCCGUCACGUCCCACGAUGCCUCGGACCUUUUCCCAAACCAGCCUGGCUCCAACAACUUCCUUGCCGAUGAAGACAAGGAGCCCUGCUCUUCCCCGUGCGCUUCCUCCAUGGCAGAGGAUUCAGAAGAGGACUCCAUCCCAUCCAACGAGUGUAAGAAGGAGAUCAUGGUCGGUCCUCAGUACCAGGCUGCAGUCCCCAUCCUCCAUUUACAAAGGCACAGUGAAAAAGUCUACGAGAACGAAGAUCAGUUGCUGUGGGACCCCAACAUCCUGCCCGAGAGGGAGGUGGAAGAGUUCCUGUACCGAGCGGUGAAGCGGCAGUGGGACGAGCUGGCCAGCAUCAGCCUGCCCGAAGGAGAGAUGGUGAAGGACAACGAGCAGGCUCUGUAUGAGCUGGUGAAAUGCAACUUCAAUGCGGAAGAGGCUCUGCGGAGGUUACGCUUCAACGUGAAGGUCAUCAGAGAUGAGCUCUGUGCCUGGAGCGAAGAGGAGUGCAGGAACUUCGAGCACGGCUUCCGGGUCCACGGGAAGAAUUUCCAUCUCAUCCAAGCGAACAAGGUGCGCACCCGGUCGGUGGGCGAGUGCGUGGAGUACUACUACAUGUGGAAAAAGUCGGAGCGCUACGACUACUUCACGCAGCAGACUCGCUUCGGAAGGAAGAAGUACGUCCUCCACCCUGGAGCCACGGACUAUGCAGAGAACGACUUGGACGGAGGCGAGGUGGAGAACGCUGGCCGGGCCCGGAGCUCGCCGCCCAUUCCCUCUGCUACCAGCUGCCUGGACUCCCACUUCAGCCAGGACCCCCUGGCCAUCGAGAGCACAGAGCCCCUGAGCGUGGAGAGUGCAGCCUGCAGCCUGGGCAGCACGAGCGAGUCGGGCCAGGGCUACGAGUGCAGCACGCCCUCAGAGACAAACUGUUCCUUCGACCCUGCCGAGGAGCCAGCCUCGAGCACGCGGUGCCCCGGGACCCCCUCAGAGACGGGGAUCUACCCGCUGCCCCCGGCAGGCCCGGACCCGGCGGACAAAGCAGAGACAUUGCAGAGCUCCGGCGAGACGAUAGCCAUGGACUUCACACUCCCCGCAGACAUGGGCGAAGGCUUGCCUUUAAUCGCUGGCCGCGUGGAUUUGGGCACAGCCCCCGAGGCAGUGGUGGCCCCAGCUCAGGUGUCCUUAUCGGUCACGGAUUUCAGCAUCAUUGGCAUCGGGGAUGUGAAUAGCUUCCUAGCAGCCCACCAGGCCUGCCCAGCGCCCAUGGCCCAGUCAGAGCCAUUGUCGCAGUGAGCCUCCGCUCACAAGCAUGUCACAGAUGGAGCUGGGACCUGGACCUCACCGAGUGAAUUCCUUGGACCUCUCUGUUUCACGGGGACACUUGAGAGCCAUCGGUCAGAAUCCGUCUUUCCAUCCUCCGUGAUCCACAACCAGACACCUCUUUGCUCUCGUGCUCGUCAACAGGGGAGGUUUUAGUGGGGGAGUCGGUGACCCCCCCUCCCUGCCCAUGCAUCGCCACGGGCAGCACUAUGCUGGUCAGACAGCCCCUGCCCUCCAGGCAGAGGAGGGGGCUGUCGCAACAGGGGACACAUCGUGGGCAUUUUGGGGGUGUCACUGGAGCUGCAGGCGCGCAGGAAGCAAGCACAGGCAGAGCGGGGGCCGUCUGGCUGCCGGGCCGGGCGCUGGUCCCAAAGGCAGUCCCUGCCGCGUUCUGUGUUGCAAUAGAAGUGCUUCUCUCUCCCCAUCCUUCCCGAUGGCAGGACCUUGCCUGUUGGUCUGUUGGUCCCGGCAGCAGGCGUGCGUGUCCAGCUGUUUGUCCAGCCCCCACACUACCAGGGCCAGAUGAGGCAUAGCCUGUCCCUACCCACUGUGGGGAAGGCCUCAGUCCAUUAUCAGGGGCAGUUGUACAUUGCCCAGUUCACCUCCCUUCCAGUACUUACUGGGGCCUGUGCUGUGGAGAACCUGGAUCCAGGGAUAAAGCUGGGCUGCUAACAAGAGGAGUCUGUAGACAGACUGCUGGAGUCACACUAACCCAGUGCUUGUGAGCCUAUUGCUGCAGUGGACAGCACAGCCGGCCCCGUGGAAGGGUUAAACUGAGACAAGCAGCCUGCAGAUGUGCCCAGGUGGCUCCAAACUGGUCUGUCUGGGAAGAAAGCAAGGGAAAGGGCUGGGAAAGGGGGUGCAGUGAUUGAGUCGGCUCUUGCUCUGCCUGUCCAAGGGUUUAAAGUUGAGUAGAAGAGACGGGGCAGGGGGCACGGCCUCUGCGCACAUAGCGUGUGCCCCAUCCUGUGCCAGGCGUGUCAAACCCAGGCGCUUCUCUAAGGUGAAACCGGGGUGCACACCCAUGCACCUCGAGUACGGAGCGCCCAGCCCUGGCAGGAUGCCUUGUGUGCCUGGGCAUCUCUGCCCCUGCGUGCCAGCAUGUGCACGUGCCGCAGGCAGGGAGGCUCAGCCGUGGGGCAUCGAUGCUGGCAAACCCUGCACUGAUUCCUGGCACGGGACCUGGGCUGGAGCCUGCCUCAGCCCCAGGGCUCCCGAAUGUGACAAGGAAACUCUGAUGUCCUAAGAGAAAGGGAUGUGUUUGCUGCCAGGGCCUUGCCAAGGUGGCAGGGACUCCGGGCCCUGUGCAGAGUGCCAAACUGACCCAGGUGCCUGGCGUGGGGAGCCCAGGUCCGGGGUGUGCUGCUGGCUAAAGCCUCUUCUCCACUUCCUUGUGAGCACCCUCUCCACCCUCAGCCAGGGACUGCUGCCUCCCCACCUGCCGUGCGGGCCUCCAACCCGAUCCCCCCGCUGCUCUCCCUGCACACGGGUUUCUUAAUCGCUGCCUUCAGGUCUCGGCCUGGAGCCAGCCUUGCUCUGAUGGAUUUAAAUGCAGUGACACGCAAGGGGCCCGGAUCUAUCUCCACGCGAGGAGGGGGGCACAAAAGGCGCCGAGUCGCAGCGUGUUUGAUGCCCAGCUGGGCGUCAAGUCAGACCCUGUCUCCUAUCUCAAACCCCGCAGCUCUGCAUAGGGCCGGGGCACGACUCAGCUGAGGGACGUCACACUCCAAACCCAGCCGACUGCAUUGGCCGGACGUCGGGUUGUGAGACCCACCAGCGUCCAAGGCCGGGAGUAGGAAGCAAAGGUCCUGCCCUGAGCCCGGACCCUCUCUCCAGAGCCUUCCCUUGCUGAAGGGAGACAGGGCAAGCAACCGGGACGGGGCACACGGGGUACCCCGGUGCCCUCCCAGGUGGGUGCAGUGGCCCACAGCUCCUCCGCCCGCAGCUCUUCCUCCGGUUCGGUUUGUCUCGUGCCCCAGCGCGGCGGGGAGACAUCUCUUAUUUAUAUCCUUCCAUGUUGUUUACAGCUGCACGUGGGGCUGGAUCGGGAGCGCGGCAGGGGCAGGCGGGACGGGGGGGGGUCGGUCAUCAUUCCUGUCCUUCUCCUACAAAGCACAUUUUGUCUCCAGCCGCGCCCCCCGGGAGGCCCCACACUGUGAAGUGAUACUGCCUUGAAUACCCCUCGCCGUUAUUUAUUUAAUUAAAAACCUGAUUUCAAAGCAGA
Messenger RNA from Alligator mississippiensis (American alligator), 7843 nucleotides. It is a transcript of the gene MIER2, whose product is annotated as MIER family member 2. Gene Ontology annotation, molecular function: transcription corepressor activity; histone deacetylase binding. NCBI's taxonomy places the organism in Eukaryota, Metazoa, Chordata, Crocodylia, Alligatoridae. Gene Ontology annotation, cellular component: nucleoplasm. The record is from RefSeq and is a predicted model, not a curated record. The transcript is spliced from 12 exons. Gene Ontology annotation, biological process: negative regulation of transcription by RNA polymerase II. Bases 3673 to 5592 code for a protein of 639 amino acids.